GUAAGGACUGUUUUUGUAAAUUAAAGGCGUGGGAUUUCAAUCUUGAACACUUUUCUGAAGGGUAAAAAGCAAGACGUGGCCAAAUAAGCUCCAGAAAAUAUGAAAAAGAAACAGGGUAUUUAUUUGUUCAUUUCAUUAGCAACCUCAAAAAAAUUCAAAACUAAUUUUAAAUUUUCUUGAUAAUAUUUGUGGAUAAGAUUUCACCUAAAUGAGAGUAGACAACGAUUUCUUACAUGCAAAAAACAUAUAUUCAUCUUCCAUCAUGCAUACCCAGUCUCCCUUGCAUCCUGCUUCACUCAAACAGGAUCUCCCAAGAAGAAUAAGAUCAUGAACUUGAGGUGAAAGUUUGUUUCAUAAAAAUAGAGAAUCAUUUUCAUGUGAAAUGGGAGAAAAUGGUAAAGAAAGGUUACAUUCUGUCAUCAUCAAGAAGCACCGAAAUGGACCAAUCACAAGCAAGUCAAAGAUUCAAGCAUCAACUACCAUGGAAACACAUCUUGAUGAAAAGAUCCAUUCGGGAACAGUUUCAGCAGUUGUAAGUUCAAGAACUCAAUCACGUUGCAACAUCUGCAUGGAAGAAAAAAACAACAGUUGCCAAAUAGUUCGAUCAAGAACAAAACUAAUGAAGAUCUUGAUCGAAAGAAAAAAGCCACAAGAAGUCCAAUCAAUCAUGAAAGAUUUAAUCGAAGAUGGACACAUUCCAACUUUAGUCACAUACACAACUCUCCUAGCAGCUUUAACACUCCAAAAACGUUUCAAUUCCAUUCCAUCUCUCCUUUCAAAAGUCGAAUCCAAUGGCUUAAAACCCGAUUCCAUCUUCUUCAAUGCCAUCAUCAACGCCUUUUCUGAAUCCGGAAACAUGAAAGAAGCCAUGAAAAUGUACAAGAAAAUGAAGGAUAGUGGAUGUAAGCCAACAACAAGUACUUUAAACACUUUAGUUAAAGGACUUGGAAUCAUUGGGAAACCCGAAGAAUGUUUAAAGUUAUUGGAAAUAAUGACAGUUGAAGAGAAAGUGAAGCCGAAUGAUAGAACGUUUAAUAUUAUCGCUCAAGCUUGGUGUAGUAAGGGGAAUAUUAUAGAAGCUUGGAAUGUUGUGGAUAAGAUGGUUGUUUUUGGUAUAAAGCCUGAUGUUGUGACGUAUAAUACGAUUGCAAAAGCUUAUGCGAUGAAUGGAGAUACGUAUAGAGCUGAAGAGAUGAUUUUUCAGAUGCAGUAUCAUAAAGUGGCGCCAAAUAAACGAACGUGUGGGAUUAUAGUUAAUGGGUAUUGUAGAGAAGGUAAUAUGAUGGAUGCUAUGAGAUUUGUUUAUAGGAUGAAGAAUCUUGGAGUGCCUCCAAAUGAUGUUGUCUUCAAUUCGCUCAUCAAAGGGUUUCUUGAUACUUCAGAUUCUGAUGGAGUUGAUGAGGCACUAAAGUUAAUGGAUGAAUUCGGGGUGAAACCAGAUGUGAUUACAUUCAGCACAAUUAUGAAUGCAUGGAGUUCAGUAGGAUUAAUGGAAAAAUGUCAAGAUAUCUUUGACGAAAUGAUGAAAGCUGGAAUAGAACCAGACAUUCAUGCAUUCAGUAUCUUAGCAAAAGGCUAUGUCCGAGCUGGAGAACCCAAGAAAGCCGAAUCACUUUUGCAAGUUAUGAAAGAAUCAAACGUAAGCCCAAAUGUUGUCAUCUUCACUACUAUCAUUAGUGGAUGGUGUAGUUUAGGAAAGAUGGAUUAUGCUAUGAGGGUUUUCAAUGAAAUGGGCAAAAUGGGUAUUUCACCUAAUUUGAAAACCUUUGAAACUUUGAUUUGGGGGUAUGGAGAAGCAAGACAACCAUGGAAAGCCGAAGAGUUGUUGCAGAUCAUGGAGGAAAAAGGGAUUGCUCCACAGAACAACACUAUUGAGCUUGUUGCAGAUUCAUGGCGUGCUAUUGGUGUUAACAACGAAGCUCAAAGGAUCAUGGAUCAUGUUGAAGAAGAAGAUAAUGAUGAUUAUAAUGAAAAUGACGAUGGAAUACUUGAUUCGGGUGUGAAAUCAAGAAGCAGAAUUGUGGUCAAAAGGUCAAAGUUUUCACCAGAAAGCUUGAGUAGUGAGACAAGAAAGCCGAUUUUGAUUGCACAUAGUUGUCGAUUUGGGGUGAAAGCCAUGACAAUGUUUCAGAAAGAGGUUAAAGUUAAAGUACAAUUUGCAUUUUCAGGGCAUAUGAACAGUUACAAAUUGGUGUUUUGAGGUUAGUAAACUAUGGAUAUGAAGUAGAAAGCCUCUUGAAGUGAUUAUGAAGACUUUGUAAUCAAGAAUUGUGUAAUUUCUGUAUAAAGAAUGCCUAGAUUCAUACACAUUGUAUUCCCAUCUCAACACAAGAAGUUAUGUACAUGUUCUUUGAUCUAUUGUCUCUUCUAAAGUUGAAUCAAAAUAUUAAAUUUGUUUACUUAAGAGAUACAUAGAGAAUCCAUAUCAGCAGCUUUCACAAAACCUCACAUUUACACAAAACAUAUAAAGUAAAUAUCUUGAAUAUCUGCUCUGAUGAUAUGUGCUUAACACGAACACUUUCGAACAUAGGCGUCUUGAAUACCAAUUGCUUUCUUCACACAGACCCCCUCUUGAGAUGCAACAAAUACCAAACAAUAACAAAAUGAAGAUAUGUAAACAAAACCUUAUGCUGAAAGAAUCAAGAAAUAAGGCAUCAUUGAUAAGAAUUACAACAUGAAUAAAUUCAGACAUAUGCUUGUCAUUGUGUAAGAUUUUCUUAAUCACUUGCCAAGAAAAAUUGAAAUUGAACAAACAGAUAAAAAGCAUAAAAUCAGUAAAUUGGGAUUCAGUUUAUGGGUGGUGAUAUAACAGAGUGGUCGGCAAGGUGAUUAUUCAUCACCAUUACGACGAACGAGACCUUAUCACAUGUAGUCGUCAUUAUCCCUUCUCAAUCGAUUUAAAAUUAAUAAAUAAAUAAAUAAAACGGAAUUUUAGGGUUCAUCAGAUAGGAGCGAAAGACUAAAAAGAUGUUUAAUCAUAUAGUAUCAUUUGAACUAUGCAAAAUCAUCACUUGAACCUCUCAAUUUCCACUAACAGAUAAGGAAAAUUCAAAACGCCUCAGAAGGAAGGCAGUAUUUUGUGUAAUCAUGAUUCAUUCUUACGCAAACAUCAAUACAAUCAUCAUUGGCUGGUGAAAAAAACAAAAAGAUACAAAAUUCCAUGGCCUCAUAGAGAAGAUUAGAUUUAACAACAUGGUUAAGUUCAGACAUAUGCUUGUCUUUAAUUUAGAAUUUAAUCAUCGGCCAUUUCCAGAAAAACUCAAAUCAAUGAGAACAUUGAAUUAAGAAGUAAAUAUAAUCAAUUAAAGACAUUUGUGCAAGACUUUCAUGGAAGAAAGAAAUCAAUUGGCUCAGUUUAUGGGUGGUGAUAUAACAGUUUGGUCGGCAAGGUGAUUAUAAAUCACCAUUACGACGAACGAGACCUUAUCACAUGGAGUCGUCAUAGCCCUUUUAAUGAAAAAACUGAAAACCUCGUAAGAGCGAUUCGAUCAAAUUGGAUAAGAACAAAACCAGCUCGAAAAUUACAAAUGGAGAAAACGGAUAAGAAGUUUUUGACAUAAAAAUGGUGUUAUGGAAGACUAGAAAAGAGUAGGUACGUUAACAGAAAGGUCUAACCUUCGAUAAAGAACCCUAAUCGAUAAACCCUAGCCGUUAGAAAUAGAGAAUGGAGAUUGGCUAUGA
Lactuca saligna is the source of this 3681-nucleotide messenger RNA. NCBI's taxonomy places the organism in Eukaryota, Viridiplantae, Streptophyta, Magnoliopsida, Asterales, Asteraceae. The record is from the annotation of a GenBank genome assembly.